UUUAUAUAUAUAUUCCAAGAGACUCCAUGCCAAUACCCCAUCUACCAUACAAUUCUCUGUCACCAACUAAUCCCUAUUCUGCUCUCCUCUCUUUCUCUCUUUGUUUCUCAAUAUGGGAAAUGCAGCAGCUUCUUGUGCUCCUUCAAUACUCUCGAACAGUACAACAGUCAAGGUCCUAUUCUUCGAUGGAAGAUUGGAAGUCUACAUCAGACCAAUCAAAGCAGCAGAGCUAAUGCUAGAGCAUUCAGGCCAGUUUGUGGUUGAGUCUAGCAGCCUCAGAGUAGGGAACAGAAUCCAUGGCCUUACAGCCGAUGAAGAACUCGAAAGACGAAGAUUCUACUUCCUUCUUCCCAUGGAUCUGCUCUACUCAGUUCUCACUCAUGAAGAACUCAGCUCCCUAACUUACAAGGCUUCAAGGGCACUCAAGCACAGAGGAAGCUUCAACAACUUCAGCAAGAUUUUUCCGGUCCUCAGCGAGUUUUGUAUGUUUCCCAACUCAGAAUCAAAGACAUUGGAUGGUUCUGAUCAUCACAGUCCUGUAAGCAAUUCGUUAGUGCCAUUGUUGGAGAGGAGGUACUCAAAGCAAAGAUCAUGGAAGCCUGCAUUGGAGACCAUUGUUGAAACCAGUACUACAUGUCCACAUUGAUCCUCCUCAUUUCUUAAUAAAUUAAAUUUUGGUGUUACCUAAUGUAUAAUUUGUCUUUGAGUUUAGAAAUUGUUAGUUUAUUAGCUUCAUGACCUGGCUUAAAUGGAUGAACAAGUUAAGUGAAGCCGAGUCAAUUCAUGUAAUGAGGAUUCUAGUUCAGGUUUCCAGCAUGUACAAGAUUAGCUGUUUCUUAUAUAUAUAUAUAUAUUUUCUAUCAAAGG
Molecule: messenger RNA, 867 nt
Organism: Rosa rugosa (rugosa rose)
Lineage: Eukaryota; Viridiplantae; Streptophyta; Magnoliopsida; Rosales; Rosaceae
Exons: 1
Coding region: 113-646 (177 amino acids)
Source: RefSeq, a predicted model, not a curated record